Molecule: messenger RNA, 438 nt
Organism: Schistosoma rodhaini
Lineage: Eukaryota; Metazoa; Platyhelminthes; Trematoda; Strigeidida; Schistosomatidae
Source: the annotation of a GenBank genome assembly
AUGAUUUCUAAUGAGAUAGAUAAUGUAGUCGCCUAUUGUCUAUCUACACUAAUAACUAUGAUCGAUGUGGUUGGUCAGUUGGUCAGAUACUUACCUACUACUACUACUACUACUACUACUACUACUACUACUACUACUACUACUACUACUACUACUACUACUACUACUACUACUACUACUACUACUACUACUACUACUACUACUACUACUACUACUACUACUACUACUACUACUACUACUACUACUACUACUACUACUACUACUACUACUACUACUACUACUACUACUACUACUACUACUACUACUACUACUACUACUACUACUACUACUACUACUACUACUACUACUACUACUACUACUACUACUACUACUACUACUACUACUACUACUACUACUACUACUACUACUACUACUACUACUACUACUGAAAUCAUUUAG